CUUACGUCGAGUACGAGAAAAAAAAAUGACAAUAUCCAAUGUGAAAAGGCAGAAUUUCCAGUUGAAUUACUCACCUGCUCCCAUUUUCGUGGUAUCCCGUCAUUUAGCCCCAAAAUAGAUUAGAUCCAGACCCUUUCGCCCACAACCAGAAGUCGAAAACAACUCACUGUCUGUUUCACGUUCUGUAAAGUGUGAAUUCGAGGGCGAAUGGGGGCUAAUCGACUUCUGGUUGGGGGCUAACCCUGUAGGAGCCGUUAGGAGCUAAUCGACUUAGGGACUGAACGACUUUAAUACAUUUACUUACGGAAACAAACUUUGCGGCAGCCGGAAUAAGUAUUUUUCGAGCAAGACAGAAAUUUUUUUUUUUUUUAAUUUUUCACCAGUGCUGGACGAGCCAACCGCUUUUUUUUCCCGCCAAAAGUAUUUUGGCGGGUCACAUUAUUAAUGCCAGCGGAAUUUCUACAAAACAUGCGCAGCAACAACAACCUUUCCAAGAUGGCGCACAUGAGUUUUGAGCAGUAUUUGGAUCAGGUGGAAAAGGGACUUGUGUCCAAAAAUGGUGAUAUUUUAGCGGAACUUUUUUCUUUUCGCCAUCCACAUAUUGCUAGUACAAGACUGCAGUUGCCAGAUUCACAGAUGCAAUGUGAAAAAUGGUUUGAACAACCUUAUGAUGAAAUGGUAGCAUCUCACCUCAGAGCUGUCUGGGCUGUCGCUAAUGGGGAUUAUGUGGAAGCACACGCUGCCCAAGCUGUUGUCGUUCAAUCUUUUACCCGGGCUUUCCAGAGUCAAAAAGAUGAAAACUGGGCACUGCCCCUGAUGAAUGUGGUCACAUUAGAUCUGAGAUUGUUUGCCAUGCAGGCAGACAAACAGCAAAUAAAAAAAGGACAAGGCAAACCUGGUGAGAUGCUAGAGAAGGCAGCAGAAGUUAUGAUGGGUUGCUUCAGAGUCUGUGCAAGUGACAGUCGAUCUUCCCUUGAUGUAUCCAAGAAGUGGGGCAUGCUUGCUCUUGUCAAUCAUUUGUUCAAGAUUUACUUCAAGAUUAAUAAACUUCACUUGUGCAAGCCCCUAAUCAGAGCAAUAGAUAGUGCAACAAUAAAAGACCAGUUUAAGCUGGCCCAUCUGGUUACUUACAGAUAUUUUGUGGGAAGGAAGGCAAUGUUUGAUAGUGAUUUCAAAGCUGCUGAUGAAUAUCUAUCAUUUGCAUUUCAACACUGUAACAUAUCGUCCAGUAAAAAUAAGAGGGCAAUCUUAGUGUAUCUUAUACCAGUCAAGAUGCUGUUGGGCUAUAUACCAAAAGAAGAAAUUCUUUAUAAAUACAACUUGACUCAGUUUGUUGACAUUGUUAGAUCUGUAAGGAUGGGAAAUCUUGCACUUUUAAAUGAGACACUGGAGGGACAACAGGCAUUUUUUAUUCAGUGUGGUGUUUACCUUAUCUUAGAGAAGUUAAAGAUCAUAACAUAUAGAAACUUGUUUAAAAAAGUGGCUCUGCUGUUAAAAACUCAUCAGCUUCCUUUAGAUGCUUUUGUUAUCGCUCUUAAAACAAUGCAGGUUGAGGACAUUGACGUUAUUGAGGUUGAAUGCAUCGUGGCGAAUCUGAUAUACAUGGGUUACAUCAAAGGCUACAUAUCCCACCAACACCAGAAACUGGUUGUCAGUAAACAGAAUCCAUUCCCUGCCUUGACCAGCUUCCUUUAGUCACUCGGAAUCUAGUUUAGACGGGCUGGAAUUAUACUGUAGUUUCAACUAGAGCUCUUGGUGGUGAUAAAGAGUGGGGUCUACUGAAGCAUUGAAGAGGAAAUGGCUAGGCUAGCUGACUCAGCCACAGGAACAGCUUCAGAUCGCUUGUUGGUUAUUAUUCGUAACACGAGCACUCUAGCCUGUGAGGAUGCCUUAUAGUUCGUGUACCAUUUAGCGAGAAGCGAGAGAAACGAAAGUAAGAACGUUUGCAGUAUUAUGUCGUUUGGUUACGCCCUUACUGUGUGCGUGAUUCGUGUUGUUUUGUCAUGUAACAAGGGUACCUGCCAAGGACAACGAUGGCCAUUCAAGUGACUUUGACACGAAGUUUUUUGCCGCGAUUUCGCGUGCUUUUUUUUUCUAUAGGUCCGUUUCUUUUACCCUGGAAUCGAAUUGUUGAAUCGAAAAAUCUGAGUUUUAAAAGUUUGGAUUAUUUUUAUUUUUCUAUUCCUGCGCCAUCGAAUAUUUGCUGACAUUGUGGUUUGCAGGGUUUUCUUAUGUCAUGGAAACGAACCGUUUUGAACGGAGGUCAACAGUACUAUAUAGAAUGUAAAUCAAACUUGCUUUCCACUGAUUCAUUUAAGAACUAUAUACUGGUAUAUUAAAGUACUGUAACUCCUACUGUGUAGGCAUAUCGAGUUGAAGGGGCCGAGAUUUCAAAGUGGGGAUAUGGUAACGGAAACGGACUUGAUGACACUCUCUCUCUCGUUUUUUUUUUCUGAGGUGGAUUAUAUAUUUUCUAAUUGCAGUAGUAAUUUUAUAAAAAAUAAAAUAAAAUUCAUAUAAGUUUUUA
This is a messenger RNA of Orbicella faveolata, 2527 nucleotides long. RefSeq names its product PCI domain-containing protein 2-like. Gene Ontology annotation, molecular function: RNA binding; double-stranded DNA binding. Lineage: Eukaryota; Metazoa; Cnidaria; Anthozoa; Scleractinia; Merulinidae. Gene Ontology annotation, biological process: post-transcriptional tethering of RNA polymerase II gene DNA at nuclear periphery; poly(A)+ mRNA export from nucleus; transcription elongation by RNA polymerase II. The record is from RefSeq and is a predicted model, not a curated record. Gene Ontology annotation, cellular component: transcription export complex 2.